Molecule: messenger RNA, 361 nt
Organism: Mus pahari (shrew mouse)
Lineage: Eukaryota; Metazoa; Chordata; Mammalia; Rodentia; Muridae
Gene: Rpl38
Product: ribosomal protein L38
Exons: 5
Coding region: 109-321 (70 amino acids)
Biological process (GO): translation; protein-RNA complex assembly
Cellular component (GO): ribosome; cytosolic large ribosomal subunit
Molecular function (GO): structural constituent of ribosome
Source: RefSeq, a predicted model, not a curated record
GGUGAGUGUGUUGAGCGGGAGGCGAAGGGCGUUGAAUCCGCAGCGAUCCGCAGCCGGGGACGGCGCAGGGAGCACGGGUGCGGACGCCAGAGCCGAGCCCGCGUCGCCAUGCCUCGGAAAAUCGAGGAGAUCAAGGACUUUCUGCUCACAGCCCGGCGGAAGGAUGCCAAGUCUGUCAAGAUCAAGAAGAACAAGGAUAAUGUGAAGUUCAAGGUUCGCUGCAGCAGGUACCUUUACACCCUGGUUAUCACAGACAAGGAGAAGGCAGAGAAGCUGAAGCAGUCCCUACCCCCGGGUUUGGCAGUGAAGGACCUGAAAUGAACCAGACCUCUGUGUGUGACUAUUAAAAACCCUGAAAAGU